CGGUGGUUUGGCUCUAUAAAGGAGCUCUUGUCUGUGAAGCAUUCCCUUGUUUUGUCAAGUGAAGAGAGAAGGCUGCUUUGGGAGGAGGAUAAUACAUCGGUGGCACCUGAAUACCUGAACAGCAGCAAAGAGCACUCCCCCUCCUUCCAUUUGCUUUGCAGGAUGGGGAUUUCAUUACCUGGCUUUCUUAAGUGCUGUGGAAGAACAGACAGCAAGGAUUUGGGUACACAUGUGGAAAGUACAGAUGAGAACAAAGAACGAGGGAACUGGUCCAGCAAGUCUGAGUAUCUGCUGUCCAUGGUGGGAUAUGCUGUAGGGUUAGGAAAUGUGUGGAGAUUUCCAUACCUCACCUUCCAACAUGGAGGAGGUGCUUUUCUCAUCCCAUACGCUAUCAUGCUAGCUCUUGCUGGUCUGCCUCUGUUUUUCCUGGAAUGUUCUCUUGGGCAGUUUUCAAGCUUAGGUCCAGUAGCGAUGUGGAAAGUCCUCCCAAUUUUUGAAGGUGUGGGAAUCACAAUGGUCCUCAUUUCCACUUUGGUGACUAUCUAUUAUAAUGUCAUCAUUGCCUACAGUCUGUAUUAUUUAUUUGCCUCCUUUACAAGUAUAUUGCCGUGGUCUGAAUGCUUUGAAUGGGCAGAUGAAAAAUGCAGCAAGACACCAAAAGGACUCUGCAAUGUAACCAUAGGAGAGGAGGACAUUGGAAUGGUAAAUCUAACAUGGGUGAAAGCAAACAAUUAUACUUGUAUAGCAAAUUCAACAUUAUAUCUAGAGACUGAACUUCCAAGCAAGCAAUACUGGGAUAAAGUGGCUCUGAGGCGUUCAGGUGGACUUCACGAGACUGGCAAUGUUGUAUGGUACCUGGCACUCUGCCUUCUACUAGCAUGGAUAAUAAUUGGAGCUGCAUUGUUUAAAGGAAUAAAGUCAUCAGGCAAGGUGGUAUACUUUACUGCAAUAUUUCCAUAUGCCGUUCUGCUUAUACUCUUAAUUCGAGGGGCAACACUGGAAGGAGCAUAUGACGGCAUCAGUUUUUACAUUGGGACACAAUCAGAUAUUUCAAAACUAUCCAAUGCGGAUGUGUGGAAAGAUGCUGCCACUCAGAUAUUUUUUUCCCUGUCAACUGCAUGGGGAGGACUUGUGGCACUGUCAUCAUACAACAAAUUCCACAACAACUGCUAUGCUGAUGCCAUUAUGGUGUGCAUUACAAACUGCUUAACCAGUGUGUUUGCUGGAUUUGCCAUAUUUUCUAUCCUUGGACAUAUGGCUUUUAAAGCUGAAAAAGAAGUAAAGGAUGUGGUAGAUUCAGGAUUUGCAUUGGCAUUUAUUGCAUAUCCUGAAGCAUUAUCUCAGCUGCCGGUUGCACCUCUGUGGUCAAUCUUAUUCUUCUUCAUGCUACUGACAUUAGGGCUGGAUUCUCAGUUUGCAUCUGUUGAAACAAUAACAACCACCAUCCAUGAUGCCUAUCCCAAAGUAAUGAAGAAAAUGAGAGGAAUUAUAACCGUUGGAGCCUGUAUAAUGUUCUUCCUUCUUGGUAUUCUCUGUGUCACCCAGUCAGGAAUUUACUGGGUUGAUCUGAUUGAUUAUUUCUGCGCUGGAUGGGGAAUCCUUAUUGCUGCAAUUCUGGAACUCGUAGGAAUCUGUUGGAUUUAUGGUGGCAAUCGCUUUAUUGAAGAUAUUGAGAUGAUGAUUGGAAAGAAGCACUGGAUCUUCUGGCUGUGGUGGAGACUCUGCUGGUUUUUCUUAACUCCCCUACUAUUAACAGUUAUCUUCAUCUGGUCGCUGGUGACCUUUGACACCCCCAAGCAUGGUAAUGUUGCUUACCCCUCCUGGGGUGUUGCCUUGGGUUGGUGCAUGAUCAUUUUCUGCAUCAUCUGGAUUCCUAUACUUGCUGUUGUAAAAAUCAUAAAGGCUAAGGGAACCCUAUGGGAGCGCUUCUUGAAGAUUUGUGCUCCAACUCCAGAGUGGGGCCCUGCAUUAGAACAGCAUCGACUGGGAAGGUAUAAAAUAACAGAUAAUCUUCACAAGACCAGGAAUGCUUUAGAGAUUGCAACCAUUGAGGGAGGCUUGUCGGGUUAUGACAACAAAGCAUUCUCCUAAUAUUGACAACUAUAUGUGUAUGAAGACUUUAAGAAGACUGAAAUCGAAUUUGGCUACCAUAGGAUUUUUUAUAGUGUCUGAAAUUACAGACAGAAAAAAACAUCAAGAAGACAUAUAGAAUGUCUCCAUGGAAUUCACUCCUUCCGCUGAUUUGUCAGAAAGGACCUUUGUGGAGCACAAAAAAUAAAUUGAUGUUCCAUAUACUCACAAUAGUUGUGAUGUUCAGCGAGUAUUAGAUUAAAUGGAUCCACGUUAAAGUGGACUAGAAUUUUAAAUUGUGCUCUUUACUUUGCCACCGCUCAUAUUGGUUCUUGUAUAAUAUGUACUAUACUUUAAUGGAACCUUUUUAGAAAAUAAAUCCUAACAUAUUGUACUGUAUGAUGUGAAGGAUAGUUGAAAGCUUUUAAUACUUCACACACGUAAUGAGUUUUACCUGGAAAUUCUUUUAGGGUGUUUUUUUGUCAGAAAAUGCUUUUCCUGGAACAAUUUCUCUUUAUUAUUUGUAUUUACCUUAAUAUACGUACUUUUAUUUACAGUGUCAUUGAUGUUUUACAGUUGCACUUCACAUUGUUUUAGAUGUUUUUUAAUACUAGGAACAUUGAAUACCAUAUUUGCAGGCAACAAGAAAAUAACAAUAAAACAAUAAAAUAAAA
Xenopus tropicalis (tropical clawed frog) is the source of this 2744-nucleotide messenger RNA. RefSeq names its product solute carrier family 6 member 14, gene 2 (gene slc6a14.2). NCBI's taxonomy places the organism in Eukaryota, Metazoa, Chordata, Amphibia, Anura, Pipidae. The record is from RefSeq and is a predicted model, not a curated record. The coding region runs from base 163 to 2091 and encodes 642 amino acids. Gene Ontology annotation, biological process: chloride transport; branched-chain amino acid transport; alanine transport. The transcript has 14 exons. Gene Ontology annotation, cellular component: membrane.